AUGUCAGAUUAAGAUGAAAAAUAUGAUUUAAUUGAAAAUUUUUAAAAACUAAGUCAAACCUAAAGUAAUGAACAAAAUAGAAUUUAAGAUAUUACAGAUUAAUUCAACAAAGUAAAUAUUUAAAGCGAUCCAUAAAAAAAUUAAAGCUCACAUAAAACUUCUGAAUUCUUUUAAAAUCCUUUAAAUUAACUUGAUAGUAGUUCUAUUCAAUCCAACAUUAUAUAAGUUGAUAAAAGAUACUUAUUUCCAGAACAUACAAAUAUUGUCACUUAUUUAUCUGAAAAUACCAAGUUUAUAAAAGAAAAAUAUGUUGAACACUGUAUGGAUAAUUUAUAAUCCAUUUAAGAAUUUGUCGAGAAUCAUAGAUAAAAUAAGAAAAAACAAUAAAGUAAUUUUACAAAAAAAAAGGAUGAUAAUAGCAAUUAAAAAAUUACUAAUAUACAAAUAACUGAAUUUAAUUAACAAACUUCUCAAAAUGUUACGCAGCCUGAUUUUUAAGAAAUGAGUCAUUAAUAAAAUUCAAUUAAUAAAAAUAAACCUAAUAUCAUCAAAUUUAAAGAGGAUCCUUUAUUUUAAUAAAAGUUUACUGUAACAUAAAAAAUAUUAUAAACUUUAUCAAAAUUUGAUAUAUAAUCGUCAACAAAAAAAGUUUCCUUCCUUGAGGAUGCCUUGAUAAUUUGUUUAGUAUUUUAGAAAUUAUAAGAUGAAAACAAUAGAUCAUAAGACUAAUAUAUUUAUAUUUAAUAACAACAUAAUUAUUAAAGAUCAUUUUCAGCUUUUGCAACUAGGUAAUAUUCGUGACUAUUUUAGAAUCAAAGUAGUGCGUAAUUUAUAUCAUGAGUGGACUUUAGAAAAUCUAGAGUAUAUAUUAAGAGUACUUAGAGAAUUACCUAAAAAAACCCUUCAAGAUUACACUUUAAUUUAAUAGAAUUCUAUCAAGCUACCUAAAAUAAAAUGA
This is a messenger RNA of Paramecium sonneborni, 958 nucleotides long. Lineage: Eukaryota; Ciliophora; Oligohymenophorea; Peniculida; Parameciidae. The record is from the annotation of a GenBank genome assembly.